AGUGUGGUUCGCAGACCAACUUGAUCAUCUUGACUUAUCUAAUCUCGACGAGUACUCAAACAGAACGCAGAAGAAAUGGCUACGGAAGGUCAUCAAGCAUCUCGAGCACGCCUCGAUGCAGCCGAAACCGAAGUCGAUAUUGCAAAAGCCGUAGCUGCUGAAGAGAUCGAUACCACGGCUGCAGAGUCUCGCCAGCGGAUCGAGGACGCUGCUGCUAUUCGACGUGCUCAAGUGGAAGCUAUCCAAGAAGAAAGUCGAGUCAAAGCUGAGAUUAUGCGAGAUGAGAGAGAAGAUCGUCGUAUUCUGGAGCAGUCGAAAUUUGCAGAAGAACUUAAGCAGAUUAAAGAAAGUAGAUCGGAAAGCAGGAGACAAAUGAGGAAGAAAGGGGAUCUUGAGAAGGAGUUGAUGGAGAAGGAUAGCAAGAGAAAAAUUGAUAGGAUGGAUGAGGAGAGUCGAGCUAAAACCAGUGCAAUGUGGGAUGACUUCAACCUCAGGGAAAGGAGGGGAAAGAGAGCUAGAGAGGAUUAGCACUUAUUGGUGGCGACUGGGUUUGCAGAUAGAUUGGAAUGACUGGGAGUGUCUGAGUAGUUCCCUUCAGCUGCUUUGACGUAUCCAUCGAGCGGUCUGCACUGCGAAUAUGGUCUUUGCGCU
Mollisia scopiformis is the source of this 651-nucleotide messenger RNA. RefSeq lists its product as uncharacterized. The transcript has a single exon. The record is from RefSeq and is a predicted model, not a curated record. The coding region runs from base 76 to 528 and encodes 150 amino acids. NCBI's taxonomy places the organism in Eukaryota, Fungi, Ascomycota, Leotiomycetes, Helotiales, Mollisiaceae.